AUGGGUGGCUGCAUGAGUUCAAAUAAGGAGGAGGAAGAGCAGAAGAAGCGGAGCCAGGCUAUCGACAGAGUAUUAGAUGAGGACUCGAAACGUCUCCGGCGAGAAUGCAAAAUCCUCCUGCUGGGAUCCGGAGAGAGCGGCAAGUCAACGAUUGUAAAACAGAUGAAAAUCAUCCACCUCCAGGGGUACUCCGAGGACGAGCUCUACAACUAUCGACCUACAGUAUUCAAAAACCUGGUGGAAUGCGCGAAGGCCGUCAUCAUCGCAAUGGACCAGUUCGAGAUCGAACCCAGUACAGAACCGAUAAAGGAGCAUUGCACGUUCUUGCUCAACUAUUCGAUCGAAUCCGGACCCCAAGCUCACGUUGAACCGGACGUCGCCACAGCAGUCCAGGCUCUUUGGCACGAUCCAUGCAUCGAUCAAUUAAUGGAGCAUGCCACCGAGUUCUAUUUGAUGGACUCAGCCGGAUACUUCUUCGACGAGGCCACCAGGAUAUGCGCCCCUGACUAUCUCCCUAGCGAAAUGGACGUCCUGCGAGCUCGAACAAAGACGACAGGUAUAUACGAAACACGAUUCCAGAUGGGAGCUCUCAGCAUUCACAUGUUCGAUGUUGGAGGCCAGCGUAGUGAACGCAAGAAGUGGAUUCACUGUUUUGAAAACGUCACCUCAAUCAUAUUCUGUGUGGCAUUGAGCGAAUAUGAUCAGGUUCUCCUCGAAGAAAGCAGCCAGAAUCGCAUGAUGGAGAGUCUGCUGCUUUUCGACUCCGUUGUCAACUCUCGUUGGUUCGUGCGUACGAGCAUCAUCCUAUUUCUGAAUAAGGUCGAUAUUUUCAAGGUGAAGUUGCCAAGGUCGCCACUCGGAAACUACUUUCCAGAUUACUCAGGCGGCAACGAUGUCAACAAGGCUGCCAAGUACUUGUUGUGGAGGUUCAAUCAGGUUAACAGAGCUAGUCUAAACCUCUACCCACAUUUGACACAAGCGACCGACACUUCAAAUAUUCGGCUAGUAUUUGCGGCUGUAAAAGAGACGAUUCUCAACAAUGCCUUGAAAGACUCUGGCAUCCUGUAA
This is a messenger RNA of Microdochium trichocladiopsis, 1068 nucleotides long. RefSeq names its product G protein alpha subunit. Gene Ontology annotation, cellular component: heterotrimeric G-protein complex. Bases 1 to 1068 code for a protein of 355 amino acids. Lineage: Eukaryota; Fungi; Ascomycota; Sordariomycetes; Xylariales; Microdochiaceae. Gene Ontology annotation, molecular function: G protein-coupled receptor binding; GTP binding; GTPase activity. The transcript has 6 exons. The record is from RefSeq and is a predicted model, not a curated record. Gene Ontology annotation, biological process: adenylate cyclase-activating G protein-coupled receptor signaling pathway.